Messenger RNA from Didymodactylos carnosus, 411 nucleotides. The record is from the annotation of a GenBank genome assembly. Lineage: Eukaryota; Metazoa; Rotifera; Eurotatoria; Philodinida; Philodinidae.
AUGGCAUCGUCAGUACAAAGACAACAAGAACAACGAAGACGAAUGCUAUUGAUGGAGAUUACUUCUAUUAUUUAUUUACUUCGUCAAGGUCUCGCUCUACGAGGUCACGUGGAUGAAGAAAGUAAUUUGAUUCAACUAUUGAAACUUCGAAGUAUAGACGAUAGUGAUUUACAAGACUGGAUCAAUGAUAAGAAAUAUCUAUCUCAUGAUAUUGUCAAUGAAAUUACUAAAGAGAUAUCGUUGACAAUUGUACGAGAUAUUGUUAAACAAAUUUCAAAACGAAAAUGGUUUGCAUUAAUUUGUGAUGAGAUAUCUGAUGAAUCAACGACUGAACAGCUCUGUGAAUCGCUAUUCGAACUGAGAAUGAUAUGUACGAAAUUUUCGAAGACGUCAUCGCAUUAUAUAAACUAG